This is a messenger RNA of Varroa destructor (honeybee mite), 1117 nucleotides long. RefSeq lists its product as uncharacterized. Gene Ontology annotation, biological process: regulation of transcription by RNA polymerase II. Gene Ontology annotation, molecular function: RNA polymerase II transcription regulatory region sequence-specific DNA binding; DNA-binding transcription factor activity, RNA polymerase II-specific. NCBI's taxonomy places the organism in Eukaryota, Metazoa, Arthropoda, Arachnida, Mesostigmata, Varroidae. Gene Ontology annotation, cellular component: nucleus. The record is from RefSeq and is a predicted model, not a curated record.
UUGAAACUGAUCCAAAAAGGCCAUUCGAUCGACUUUUAGUUAGGGCUCAAUUUGAUUUCAGUGCGCCUCACCUACGAUCAAGAUCUCAGUAAGCUAAGGAGCACUUUACCCUAUUUCAAUGUGCGAUUUAUGUUGGCACCUGCAAGCCGUCUCGGCAACAUAGUACAUGAAGAUAUUUCAGCGAGUACUUUCAGCUGAGCAAAGCGCCGCUCCUAGCAGUGGAAGCCAGUCCAUGGGAAACGACAAGUUGGACCUGGUCGGCGGAAUAGUCGAUUGCUUCAAUGUUGUCAAUCGAAGAUCGACGAGCUCAGCAAAUCUACAGGGCCAAAGCCGAGAAGAUCAUCUCCGACAGCCUAUCGUCGAUGGAAACAACGCUAAUUCCUGCAUCAUUGAGUCCUACAACAAAACUGGUCGGGAAGCGAUCUGGAAUACCUUUGGUCCAUCAAAUCCAGCCCGGGCCGAUCAAGUUAUUCGCGAAUCCACCGACUACAGCACUCAAUUAAGCAACGACGAUGGCAGCAAAGCCAUGGUUGAUCCUUCUCCUGCAAGUGAAACCCGAAGCGUUUCGACCCAAUGGGUUUAUCAGAUGAAUCCUUCCGAAAACAAUAACGGUCUAUUCACGUGGUGGUAUCAAAUGAAGGGAUGCGGUAUAUCGAAUGAGCCAAACGUCACUUCCAAACAUCCACAGGCCGACGGCUACGUCAGUUACUGGCACCAAGGCUGGGAGUCGCAAAUGCCAGCUGAUACCCAAAACUACCGCGGUAUGUUUGCGUCGCAUGUGGAUGACCAAAGUGCUAACUACGGGUUCUUCCAGUCACAUCUUGAAACAACGGAACGUCUUCCCGCAUUUAAAGUUCUGGUUCAACAAGCUUACAAUCCAAACGCUAUGUCAUCGUGGGGUUAUGAUGCGGCUUGCACUGGUGAAACUAAUAUCCAUCAUAGAUUCAGCAGCGAAUCGAUCUACGACGAUUUAAAGUUUCCAAGCCAGCUCUACAGUUAUGAUGAAACAAGCUACUGGUGUAAGCCAAUUAACGUUUGCUGCACUCGAGUAUCAUAUCUGGCCGGACUUAACUAGAAAAGCGUUCUCCAGCAUUGGAUGAAGAGUCCAAGACUCAGA